GUUGGUGUGGGGCCCUCCUGGGUCUGGUCCUGUUCGACCCCCUCUGAGGCCCACCUGGAGGAGCGGCAGUUGAGUUUCUAUGCUAAUUGUUCCAAUAAUAGGAGCCGCCUUUUACUGCGGAGUCUUUGUGUGCCAGGCGCUGUGCUUAGGCUAGUAUGAUGUAGUGGCCUAUGUUGAAGUGUGGUCAUCCAAUGGAACAGAAAAUUAUUCAAAGACAUUUACAACACAGCUUGUGGAUAUGGGGGCAAAGGUUUCAAAAACUUUUAACAAACAAGUAACUCACGUUAUCUUCAAAGAUGGCUACCAGAGCACUUGGGACAAAGCUCAGAAGAGAGGCGUAAAGCUCGUUUCGGUGCUCUGGGUGGAAAAAUGCAGGACAGCUGGAGCACACAUUGAUGAAUCAUUGUUCCCUGCAGCUAAUAUGAAUGAACACUUAUCAAGCCUAAUUAAAAAAAAACGUAAAUGUAUGCAGCCCAAAGAUUUUAAUUUUAAAACACCAGAAAAUGAUAAGAGAUUUCAGAAGAAAUUUGAGAAAAUGGCUAAAGAGCUACAAAGGCAAAAAACAAAUCUAGAUGAUGAUGUACCUAUUCUCUUAUUUGAAUCUAAUGGUUCAUUAAUAUAUACUCCCACAAUUGAAAUUAAUAGUAGGCACCACAGCGCAAUGGAGAAGAGAUUACAAGAGAUGAAGGAGAAAAGGGAAAAUCUUUCCCCCACCUCUUCCCAAAUGAUUCAGCAGUCUCAUGAUAAUCCAAGUAACUCUCUGUGUGAAGCACCUUUGAACAUUUCACGUGAUACUUUGUGUUCAGAUGAAUACUUUGCUGGUGGCUUACACUCAUCUUUUGAUGAUCUUUGUGGAAACUCAGGAUGUGGAAAUCAGGAAAGGAAGUUGGAAGGAUCCAUUAAUGACAUUAAAAGUGAUGUGUGUAUUUCUUCACUUGUAUUGAAAGCAAAUAAUAUUCAUUCAUCACCAUCUUUCACUCACCUCGAUAAAUCAAGUCCUCAGAAAUUUCUGAGUAAUCUUUCAAAGGAAGAAAUAAACUUGCAAAGAAAUAUUGCAGGUAAAGUAGUCACCCCUGACCAAAAGCAGGCUGCAGGUAUGUCUCAGGAGACGUUUGAAGAGAAGUAUCGUUUGUCUCCUACCUUAUCUUCAACAAAAGGCCACCUUUUGAUACAUUCAAGACCCAGGAGUUCCUCAGUAAAGAGAAAAAGAGUAUCACAUGGCUCCCAUUCACCUCCGAAGGAAAAAUGCAAGAGAAAGAGGAGCACCAGGAGAUCUAUCAUGCCGAGGCUGCAGCUGUGCAGGUCGGAAGACAGGCUGCAGCACGUGGCGGGACCUGCCCUGGAGGCUCUUAGCUGUGGGGAGUCUUCAUAUGAUGACUAUUUUUCACCUGAUAAUCUUAAGGAAAGGUAUUCAGAGAAUCUUCCUCCUGAAUCUCAGCUGCCAUCAAGCCCUGCUCAGUUGAGCUGCAGAAGUCUUUCUAAGAAGGAGAGAACAAGCAUAUUUGAAAUGUCUGAUUUUUCCUGCGUUGGCAAAAAAACCAGAACAGUUGACAUUACCAAUUUCACAGCAAAAACCAUCUCCAGUCCUCGGAAAACUGGAAAUGGUGAAGGCCGUGCAACUUCGAGUUGCGUGACUUCUGCCCCUGAAGAAGCCCUAAGGUGUUGUAGACAGGCUGGGAAAGAAGACGCAUGCCCAGAGGGAAAUGGCUUUUCUUACACCAUUGAGGACCCUGCUCUUCCAAAAGGACAUGAUGAUGAUUUAACUCCUUUGGAAGGAAGCCUUGAAGAAAUGAAAGAAGCGGUUGGUCUGAAAAGCACACAGAACAAAGGUACCACUUCCAAAAUAUCAAACUCCUCUGAAGGCGAAGCCCAGAGUGAACAUGAGCCAUGUUUUAUAGUUGACUGUAACAUGGAGACGUCUACAGAAGAGAAGGAAAACUUACCCGGAGGAUACAGUGGAAGUAUGUGAAUCUCCUUUUCCAAGUCACCUUCGCUAAAUAAACAUGUAACAGUGCAUCCAUAUUUUAAAUUUAUCACAACUUUUUCAUAACUUAUUUCCCCAUUUACUCCUCUUUUUACUUAAAGAAUGUGCAUUUGAUCAUUCCAAUGAUAAACUCUUUAGGAAUAGAUGACUUGCUGUCUUGUGGAACUUCUAGACUUAUUGGUUAAGUCUGUUAGGAAUCUAUUUCUCCAAGACUUUUCCUUCUUAUAGGUCAAAAGGAUAAGUAGUCCAUAGUAUGAAUAACUGAGGGGAGUGAAGUCUUUUUCCUUAUUCCAUUGGAGUCUUGGCGCUGCAGCGUGUGUAAAGAUGUAUACGAUAGAGAGUUUUUUAAAACCUAGGUUCUUAAUAGUGAGGCUAUUUAAAGAAAGAAAUUAAGGUAGAUUAAGCCAUCGAUUGUAUCAUAGAGAAAGUGUGAAAAACUACUUUUAGAAAUCUGUUGUCAAUAUUGAUUUUUGAAGAAACUUUGGUCAGUGUUAACUAUGAAGAAACAUUUAAACAUUUUUGAUCAUUUGUAACAAGCCUUGUUUAACUUGUACUUAUUUUGCUUGAAGCAUCACUUGAAAAGGUUUACUCCUAUUCAUAAUUUAAUUGUAAUUAUAAUAAACCAUAUCAUUUUAUUAAAAGUCAAAACAAUAAAAAAUUUUGCACUUCACAGUUAUAAGCACAAAUAGGUUCCAGCAACCAAAAUUGAAGAAAUCUUGAACUUUGACCGUCUUUACCUAAAGAUUAGGUUAAAAUUUGAGUGAGAACGCAUUCUCUCUGCAUGAUUUCUCUGCUCUACAAAUGUUUUAACUGCCUCUUUGAAGGUGGAGAAGUCAUGGUAGCGUUUGAAAUCAUCACAGACAUGUUACAUACCUUUUCCUUGAGUAUACGCUCCCCAAAAUUGUUUCACAAAAAGAAUGAAAAUAAUUUUAUGUUUUUGGCCUGCUAUUUAUAUCUUGGCUUUCUGAACAUAUAUUAAAUUUGACAAGAAACUGUAUUUUAUGUUCCAUUAGCCUUAGUAUGUGUUUUCAAAAUAUUUAUUUUAAAAUGUUGACUCAAAAGUUAAUAUAAAACAAUAGAUGUGUAAAAUUCUUUGGUAGUUAAGAAUAUCCUGUUCUGAGGUUUACAUUCUCCAUCUUUCCAGUUUUCACCUUGUGUAUUUUUUAAGCUUUUGAAUAAUAAUGACAUGGAAAUGUAAAUUAAGUAGGAAAAAGCUGGUAGCAAACAGUGUGGCAUGGCCUAAAAUCCCCGUGUUGCUGGGAGUGUGCUAGUCCUCGGAAGCAGGUGUGUUAUGUUCUAGAACACUGCCCCCCUGCGUCGACAGCCUCCGGGGUUGGGGGUAAGUAGAAGGGGGUGAGGGGCCAGCACUAGUUGACUCAAGGCACCCUGGUGGGGACGGAGAGGUUUUUUCGCUCAGUGGUGCAGGCCAUCAGGCAGGGGUGUCCAGGCAGGGCCCGGGUGCAAGAAAACAUUCUGUGUGCGCUAGUGCGAGAGGAUCUUCUACAGUCACCUGCCUUCAUGCCAUUACAGACAGACGGGAAGUCACUGGGUUCUAGGACAUAAAAAGACCUACAUGUUGGCUAGCCUAAAUCGAACCCUUUUAUAGUAAUAAAGAUUCAUCAAUGUUUUAAACUGUCCACUGUCAGCCCCCUGGGACUCAGGUGAACCAACUCUCUUUGGGAAUCUAUCUUAGAAGAUGAAACCAUAAAGCCUUCAGUUUCAAUGUCAGGGAUGCACACUCUAUAUCUGGUGAAAUUAUGGAGGGGUGAAAACUUCUGUACAGCAAACUGUACCUCCAAAUCUUUAAUGUCGAAAUAAAGGGCUUUUUGCCA
Molecule: messenger RNA, 3816 nt
Organism: Homo sapiens (human)
Lineage: Eukaryota; Metazoa; Chordata; Mammalia; Primates; Hominidae
Gene: MCPH1
Product: microcephalin 1
Biological process (GO): cerebral cortex development; regulation of gene expression
Cellular component (GO): centrosome
Source: RefSeq, marked reviewed